Drosophila elegans is the source of this 7612-nucleotide messenger RNA. RefSeq names its product AF4/FMR2 family member lilli. The transcript is spliced from 5 exons. NCBI's taxonomy places the organism in Eukaryota, Metazoa, Arthropoda, Insecta, Diptera, Drosophilidae. The record is from RefSeq and is a predicted model, not a curated record. Bases 800 to 6868 code for a protein of 2022 amino acids.
UCUAAUUCGCUGCGGGUAUUUUUUUAUUGUGUUUGUUGUUACAUAUAAUCUGAUCAAUUUCGAUCGUCCGUUGACAAAGCAGUGUGUUUUUGCUCUGUUCGUUAGAGCUUUGUUUUGGCCAAGUUCCGUGAAACUGCGCCAAUUAAACGUUUCGUUUGCGCCACUCUGUGCUUUCGGUUUUCGGCCCAUUUUCUUCCGUUUUCGUUUCGUUUUUGCUUCCACUUGGAAUUGCGUUCGCGAGGGGAUGAAGGAAAAGGGGAGGAGAGGAGACUCCCGACAAAGUGCAUCCCUCGUCCCGUGCGUGUUUGUGCGUGUGUGCUGGUACUAGUGCUAGUACUAGUGCCAAUGCAAUUGUAGCUGAGCGCGCUCAUAAAAAUCAAAAGUAUAUUUAGAUAUACAUGUAUAUAUAAUAAUCGGAUAAGUUUUCUCGUUUCGCUCGCCCGUGCUCAUGUGUGUGAGUAUUUAAAUCAGUAAUAUCACAACAGAGGGGGCCUGUUUGCCUGUGUGUGCGGAGCGCGCUGCGUUUUGUUGUUGAGUGCGAGCGGGAGGGACAGCGUACGGAGAGAGAGAAACAGAGCUGCAACAACAGCAUUAGCAGCAGCGAUGACUACCAGUCGCUGCACUGGCAUAGCGCUGCCGGGAAGUGUUUUGGGAUGCGUCCUCGUCCAUGUCUGCUAGGACCACACUUGUCACCGAGCGGCCGAACAAAAGGUGCUCCACGGCCAAAGGGUCACGCGAGUGACCACAAAGAACCAUCCAAGAGACAUCGAAGGUCCGGGACGCCUCCAAUAUAGUCAUAAUGCUGCGUCUUCGCAACCAGGAGCCUAGCCCGUCGCAUUACAGUGAUGGCGACGUGGUCUGGGUGAAAUUACACAACACAGAGAUCUGGUGGCCCGGCGAGGUGACCUUGUCACAGGACUUCCGGUUCGUCGACUGCAGCCGUCCACCGUUCGCAGUUGUGGCGUUUUUCAACGAGAAAACCUUCGAGCAAGUCAAAUCACCGAAACAGAUUUACCCCUUUCAAUGUGCUCAAAAAGAGGAGUUAAUCAAACGCGGCACCAAAAAGGCUGAUGGAAUGCACAUGGGCGACAAGUUCAGAGAUGAUGUGGCGAUCGCCGAGUCGCGCUACCACCGGCAGCAGCUCUCCUCCGGAUUGCACGCGACGCCUUUGUCCAUGCUGGAGGGCAGCAGUAACUGCAACAUCAUCAGCAACAGCAUCAGCAACAGCAUCAGCAACAGUAACAACAAUAGCAACCGGCCGGAUAGCCUCAUCAAGGCCCUCCUCUCGAGCGGCAGCAGCAGCAGUCUGCACAACAGCAGUGCGUCAAGCAGUGCAGUGCCUUCGCCGGCGGGUCGAGUAAGUAGCUCGUCGAUGGCAUCGCCCCAAGCCGUUGAUGAUAAUGCCGUAUUCCGACAGAAGGAGCCCACGAUUCGCAUCAUGGACAUUGGAGGCGGUGGCGCAGCGAUCGCACCGCGUGGCCGUGGCCUCAACGAGGCCAGCUACGAGUGCAACAUGUGCAGCUUUCGCACCAACAGCAUGAGUGUGCUGCUCAUCCACCGCCGCGCCCACUUGGAGCCCAGCAGCAGCUUCAGCAGCUUUAGCAGCAACAGCAACAGUACCAUCGACACCAACACCAACACCAAUAUUGUUCGAAAGACGCGGGCAGCGCGACGAGCUCACACCACCAACAUGCUGGAUCUGCGGCAUCUGGCGGGUCGCCGGAGUCGCGACAGCACGCACUUCGACAAGAACUCGGUGCGCUGUCACUCGCGUCACGUGUCCAUCGUGGUGGACGCCUCGCUGACGGACGAGGAGCAGCAGAGGGUGGCUAGCAUUGCCAAGCUGACGAUGGAGACCAUUGAGCGCGUGGUGCAUCCCGGUGACACCAGUCCCUCCUCCGCCUCCGCCUCUGCCUCUGCCUCGGCGUCCUCGUCGCCGGAGAUCAUCGCCGUGUCGGAGAGUUCACGACGCAGCCUUGUACAUCCACGGGAUCCGCGCAGCCAGCGCUCCAAUCAACUGCGAGCCACCAUGCCCGCCCCAGAGUCGCCGCCGGCCAAACAGCGCCGCCUAACGCGCUCCAUGAGUCGCCGUCAGAGGGGCGCCUCGCCUGAAGGCAGCUCGCCGGAGCUGCUGCCGCCCCCGACUCCACGCCGCCGUGCAGCUAGACGGUGCACACUGGCUGCCGCCACCGCCACCACCAGCAGCGAGCAGGUCACACCGCCAAGGCGUGGCAAUCCCUUAAGGAAAACGCUGACGACACCGCCCACCAGUGUGGAGAAAUCAUCUCGAAGCGCAGGAUGGCGAAAGCGAGCGCUCUCUAGGAACAGGGCGCCGAUCGCUGGUGGUGAUCUGCAUCCUUCGCUGCCUUCGCCUUCGCCAUCGCCACCGCCACCGCCUUCGCCGCCAGUGCGGCCACUUCCACCCAAAGUGAUUGCCGAGCCAGAGCUACCAGCCAGAGCUGGAUCCGGUCCAUCGCACGAGCCGCUGCCACCGCCGCCUGCUGUCGACCCACAAUCGAAAGUGAAUCUCCCGCAUCCGCAGAACAGUUCGGCCGCCUCCUUGCAGCUGCAUCUCAGUCUGCUGGCCGAGUGGUGCGACGACGAGAUGGACGAAUCGCUGGAUGAGCCACCACAGUCGCAGCCACAGUCGCAGUCACAGUCGCAGUCACAGACACAGACGGUGGAUAAAGCUGGCAAGGCAGUGGUCGAACAGCCAGCGACGACAGCAACACCAGGGCAGCAAGUGGAGGUGGAGGAGGAGGAGAAUCGCGAACGGGAACAGGAACAGGAGAAGACUGACGGCGUGGCUGCCAAGAAGCGCAUACGCAACAUACCAAAGAAGGAUCGGCGCGACGUGGUUCUGCAGGAGUUCGACGUGGACAGCCAGCUGGAGGAGGUUGACGAGCCGAUUGUCAUCCAGGACAGCGAUGCCAGCUCGAACGAGAGCGUUGUGUUCGUGGAGGACGAGCCAAGGCAGCGUGCAAAAGGUGCCACCACUCAUUCGCAGCCCAAUGGCAAUGGUAAAGGUAAUGGCAAUGGCAAUGGCAAUGAGAAGGCCAAAACCGCGGCCAAGGUGGCCAUACCUUCUUGCUUUGAUUUCGAAGAGGACGAGGAUCUGCAGCAACAGCAGCAGCUGGAGGGCCAAAAUGGACUAAGCUAUAGGCGUCGCACCAAUACCAAUCGCACCGAUGCCAAUGAUGCCAAUGGCAAGGGCCAUUCGGAGGAGGAGGAGGAGGAGGUGCAGCAGCAAGAAGAGGAGACGGAAGAGGAGGCGGAAGAGGAGACGGAAGAGGAGACGGAAGACGAGACGGAGGAGGAGACGGAAGAGGAGACGGAAGAGGAAGAGCCUGCGCAGGGCAACAUUUCCUUCGACGAACUGUUCUUUGGCUUCGAAGACGUCCCGGAGUCGUCGCCAAAUGCGGUCGUGGCGGUGGAAACGGAGCCCCAAGCAGAGGCAGAGCCUCAGCCACCUGUAGACCAGGUGGAGCACGAGAUGGUGGAUGCCGUAGAGCCCGCAGCAGCAACAGCAACAGCAGCAGCAACAACAGCAGCAGCAACAACAGCAGCAGCAGAGACCGAAGCCGAGCCGGGUGAUCAUUUGAGUCUGCCCAUCAAAGAGCGACAAAAGCGCAUAUUUAAGUCGCGGAACAAGUCGACGAUGGCAGCAGGUGGACAGGAAGAGGACAUAAUGCCAGCCGUGUUGACCAGCGACGACGAGGUGGUGGAGGUGCCGGAGGCUGCGGCCACAGCUCCUCUCCAGCAGGACACUGUAAACUGUGCCAGCCUGCAUCUUAUCAAUGGGCAGAAGAGCGCGAUGAACAGCCAUACGAACAGCAGCGAGGGCGUCAUGGAAAGCAAGGAGAGCAGCCGGAGCAGCAAGCGGCGCACCACAUCAAAGACUGAAUCCUCCCGUCGACCGCAGCGACGCUCGAUGGCGCGUCCACCGAGUCACUCGCCUGCCCACGAUGAGCUGAGCGACAACAGCAGCAACAGCAGCGGCAGCGGCAGCAGUAACAGCAACACCAGCAGCCAAAGCAAUGGCAACCACAUGUCCAGCGGCAGCUCUAGCUCGGAUUCGCACGGCAUUGGAACGCUGUCACCGGAGCCCAGCUCCAGCAACAGCUGCUCCAUAGCCUCCAACAUUGCGGUGAUCUCGGCAGAGGAGGCGCGCGAGCUGCAGCGAUCCGCCUCGGGCGCCGGCCUCAUCCACGCGGCCAUCGUGGAUGCCACCCAGCCGGUGCAGCGUGGAGGUGUGCUCAUUCUGGAGGACAUUCGGCUGCCCAACUUGUACGAGCCCUUCGGCGGCAGCCUGCACUCGUCGGACAGCAAUGGCAGUCGCAGUCGCAGUCGCCAGCCGAACUCCUCGCGGCCGCACGACGAGGACGACGAACAGUCGCAGGAUACGGAGCAGGAUACGGAGCAGCAGGCAACGAAUCAAGUUCAGGUGGCGCAGGAGGAGGAGGAGGAGGAGAUGGAGGAGGCAGAAGCUGGAGCGGAAUGUCGGGAUGAAGAGAAGCAUCUGCUCGAUGAUAAGCAAGUAGCUGAGCAGUUACAGGAACAACAGAAGGAACAGGAGCAACCGGAGCAACCGGAAAAGGAAGAGGAACAGAAUCAGGACAAGAAGACGGAGCCCACCGCAUAUAUGGACUUGACCAACUGUUCCCCGGCUCGGCACUCGCCGGAGGCGGUUCGCUCCCUGCCGCAGCCCCGUGAGGUGCUCCUCAAGAAGCGCGAGCAGGAGCUGCUGCGCCAGUACGAAGCCGACCUGGUCAGCGGGCGGACUGCGGAGAAGUGUCGCCUGGUCCGAGCGCGCUGGAGCCGGCCAAUGCCAUCCGUCGAGGAAGAGGACCAUCCAGAGGAGCUCGGCCAGGGCGAGAAGACGACUGCGGCAAACGACGACGAGGAUCUCCAGCUGGAUAUCCAACCAAUGGAGACCGAUUCCCCGGUGGACCAGGAGCUGGCAGCCGUUGAGUUGGCCCUACCAGGUGCCACGUUGGCUCCGUCAGCGCGCCGCGCCAACAGCUACCCGCCGCUCAGUUCCAUGGUCAUGAGCACGAACACGUACAAGCCCAGGCACUUCAGCUGCGCACCCGCUCUCAACUAUGUGGACGUGGCCAAGGCCCACCGGCAGCUGGUGGAUCUGCGCGGGCACCAGCGUCUGCGCUGCACCCCAAUCCCAGUCCCAAACCCAGUCUCAAACCCAGCACCAAACACAAUCCCAAGUGCCACAACGCCACCCACAUCCACAGUCAGCAAUCCGCCGACCACGCUGCUGCAGGCCGCCAACGUUGGUGGCCAACGGAGACAGCGUCGCCGCUCGAGGAACGCCGCCAGUGGAAGUGACCAUUUGGACAGAGAACGGGAAAGGGAAAGGGACAGAGAGAGGGAUAGGGACAGGGAGAGGGAGAGGGAGAAAGAGAGGGAGAUGGAGAUGGAGUGCGGCUCCCGCAGCGACGUCGCCGAGGAAUCGUCGUGCGAGACCACCAAGGAUGGCCAGGAGAGCCCCGAUAACCCGCCUCAACUGUGCGCUGGCCGCAUCUGCGCCGUGACGACUCGCCCGAUCCCGGGCUACAGCCACACGUUCAUGCUCUGUUCGCUGAACAACAACAACUUCACGCCGCUGAACAACGUGGCCCUGUACCUGGACAACGAGAAGAACCACCUGGUGCCGGUGCCGCGGGAGGCACUGCUGGAGCCGCCGCGCCUGGCCGACGGCCAUCCACUGUCGGCCGUCUUCGCGGACAUUGACUUUCUGGGCGGAGAGGCGGUUGCCCAGGUGAUGGAGCCAUCGGAAACGGAUAUGGAGGUGGAUGGCGAUGGCGUUGGGGAGGAUCUCAACCAGGAUCCGGAUCAGGAUCAGGAUCAUGAUCAGGUCGGGCGGCAUUUGUCUCCCCAAAUUCCGCUUAGCGAGGCAGAGAACGACGACGGCGACGCGGUGCCAAUGGACACGAUGGACACGAUGGGCAUUAUGACGCCACUCAGCCAGGUGGCCGAGGGAAGCGCCCUGGCUGCCGGCAGCUAUGUGAACGAGGAGGAGGAACUGUCCCUGCACGAGGAGCAGCUGCAGGCCAAUGUGCUGCAGCUGAACGUGAACGGGCACCGCUUGGAGCUGGAUCCCUCGGUGCUGUUCAGCAUUGCCGAGCAGCCGGACUCGUGCAUCGAACUGAAUGUCACCGACGCGGGCGGAGGAUCCAGUGGCUCCGGUCUCGCCGGCAGCAUGCGGGCCGUGCUCCACGCUCGCGACAUUCUGCAGGCGGCGCAGGUUUACUUGCAGGAGCGCGACCUGCAGCUGGUCAACGUGGAGGAUAUGACGCUCGACGAUGAGGACACGGAUGCGCCGGCUGGCUCUCACGUUCACGGCCACGCCACUGAUCUGCUCUCGCAGGCGCUGGCCGGUGCUGCCGACUCCGACGACUAUGUGACCGCAGCAGCCAACGCUGGCGUUGGUCUGCUCCACAUCGACACCCGCACGGGUGCCAGCCUGCUGCAUGUCGGCGACGAUGACGAUGACGAUGACGACGUCGACGGACCCGGCAGUGUGGUGUUCAUCUCGAACUCACUGCCACCACCGCCGCAGACCGUCCACCUUACGCCUCCGAUCACGGCGCGCACCAACGAGACGAACGCGCUGCUCGACCAGACGCCCAUCAUGUCGACGCUGGAGAAUCCGAGCGGCAUGCUGUUCCGCCGCGUUUCACCGGACGUCGAUGGCAACCUGGAGGACAGCCUGGCCUCCGUCAUUGGCGUGACGAACGGCAGCGGCGUGCCCACCUCGCUGGAGCUGCCCAUCACGGUCACCAAUCCGGCGAUCGCCUCGCGGAUGGCGGCCCCUGUCGCCGACAUCCUGCAGUUCGCUCCCUUCCAGUAGAUGUGUGGGUGUGGAUGUCGGUUUGGGUGUGCGUAGAGGGACACAAGGCACAGUCCAUCCAGGCGAACGUUUUUGAUUUGCCUUUGUAGAUGCAGAUGCAGAUGCAGAUGCAUUUGAAAUUUCACAUUUGUGUGUAUUUUUUUUUUUUUUGUGCGCCGAAGAGAGUGUACCUCUUGUUAGUUAAAUUAACACGAAAUUAGAAUUUAGAAGAGACGACGACAUUGCGCCAAUGAAUGCCAAUGCAGAUAUGUAGUUGCCUAAUCGACUAGCACCUAAGUGUGGGAUUCACAUUGACUUACAUUGCAAAUGUAGGAUCGGGAAAGGAAAGGAGUCCCAUUAGCACGUAAGAGAUUUAAACAACUAUUGGAUAGAUAUAGAACAGAUCAGACCACACCAGACAAAGCUGAACAAAAAGUCAACGACGAGGAUGUAGCGUGUGAUCGUGUGAUCGAUGCCCGGCACCCGGCACCAAAGCAAAAACAUACGACACGUAACAGAACAUAGAAAACAGAACAUGCAACACUGCAUAUAGGACUAUAUAGGAGUAGGACUUAAAGUACACGCAUGUGAACAGGAUGCACAUUUAUAUUUAACGACACUAAAUGACUAUACCAAUGUGUGUAAGAUAUGUCAGUCUCUAAGCUAACAAACAACUUCUGUAAAGUGUGCCCUGAAUAAAGGGCAGAUCGAAGCUGCCCAGCUUGGGCAACUAUUAAAAUAAAGGCAACCCCACGUGCUACAAAA